AUGGCUCCGCUAGAAGAGAACUACAGCAUAGAUGAGGCUAUGGUUCCAUACUAUGGACGUCACAGUUGCAAACAGUUUAUACGUGGCAAACCAAUUCGUUGGGGGUAUAAACUGUGGGUUGGUGCUACAAGAUUAGGCUACUUGAUUUGGUUUGAUCCUUAUCAGAGAAAAUCUUCAACCAUUGCAGAAGGUUACAAACAGUUUGGUCUAGGUGGGAGUGUCCAUGGCACCUUGGUGUGGGAGUGGGAUCUUGCGGAGUUGUGCGACCUACAAGGUCGUGAUCCAACAUUGCCAUUUCAUUUAUUCUUCGACAAUUAUUUUUCCUCUAUUCCUCUACUGCAUGAACUUAGUAAUAGAGGUCUGAGAGCCACUGGAACUAUUCGUGAAAACAGAACGUCCAAGUGUCCUCUCGAGUCUAACAAAGAUUUCAAAAAUACUGAUAGAGGUUCAUUUGUAUUCAAAUCCAGUUUGACUACCAAUAUUUUGGAAGAAUCAAGGCCUUCAUUGAGCGAUCAACCAACUACACUUCCAGCAGAUGAACAGCGAACUACGACUGCUUCAAACGAGCAGCCUAGUACAUCUGCGCACGAAGAUGAUCAAACUCAAGUUUUUCAAAGUUUAUCAUCUGCUGCUACAAUAUCCCAGCAAGCUAUUCCAUCAACACCUAAAAUCAAAAAGUCUGCCUGCCUUUUUUGUGAUCAUGUUAAAAAAAAGUUGGAACAUCCAGAACCAAGAUAUUGGCAUAAAAACCGUCAAUUUCAUCACUUGGCAUUCAAUGCGAUUUCGGAAAUUAUAAAGACGGAAAUUAUUGGAAACAAUCGCGUUGUGUAUCUCACUGAUUUGUUUACUCAAUAUAAAUCAUUGCUACUGGAAUUUGCUGAAGGCCAAGUACGCGCUGAAGACAUACAAGACUAUCGUGUUGAAAACUUAGAAAAUAAAAUAAUCAAAGCUUUUGGCGAUAGAGUUACUAUUGAAUCAUCCAUGGGGACACCGAAAAAGAAAAUUGUAUAUCAGUAUGAUAUGGACACGUCACGAUUAGCUGGUGAAAUAGCAAAAUUAGAAUCUACUAAAAAGAAUCGAUUCAGAGAUGUCGCUUACGAAUUGUGCAAUUGUAUCACAUCUCUGGAAAGUACGAAGCUGCCAGAUAAUCUAACUCCAAAGGAUGUCAUUCUCGGAGAGUGCAAUAUUCCAGAACAACUUUUUAAUUUCGUGUGUGACUUAGUUCAAGGACCAGAUACUCGUCGUAAAAAUUCAGCUGAAGAAAUUGAAACUGAGAUGACGUAUAGUUCCCAAAACGAAAACAAUGCGAUACCGGCCGGUAUUAGCAGAGUUGAUGGGCUAAGCACGCACGUAGCUUUCGAUAACUUUGACCGUUUCGUCGAUACAGCCACUGGGAAAGACACUUUGAACGAUACAGUUGGUAUCAUUUAUCAAUUUCGCAGCGAAAAUGAUGACCCUGAUAAUAUGGACAAUUCAGAUACUUCUGAUUCAGAAUCCCUAAGCGCAUAUGUCCAUGAAGGUCCCACGGAGCCUCUUGCAAGAGCUCGUAAGAGACGGCGUUUUGAAGCACCUUCGAAGGAAAUUCGUCCCUUUGUCAAGACACCAUUUACAAGUAUGACGUUUCUGCCUUUUCAAACAAUUACUGAAACAAUCGAUGCGUGUCAUUCAGAUAAAUCAAUCGCAAUUGAUAAGGAUUUGGUUUGGAGUAUGUCUUUAUCUCAAAUUGAUUCGGUACCCAUGUGGUUAGGUUAUAACUGCAAAAUUGGCAUUGAUGAGAGUAAAAUUCAGACAGUCGAGUACUUAUCACGAAUUAAUGAAUCUCCUACAUCGCUAGCUGUUGUUCAAGAAACUCUUAACAUUGCAAAGGAAAUUGCUAAGAAUUGUAACCAACAACAGAUCAUAGCUACUUACGAUUUAGCAAUAGCCAAAUUAGCUAUGCAGAUUCAACAUACUAAAAAGCCAGAAUUUGACGAUAUAUUCAUUAAUUUAGGCGCAUUCCAUACCCAAAUGGCUUUCUUUAAAGCAAUUGGAAAGUAUAUUGAUUCCAGUGGAUUAGUAGAGAUUUUGGUUGAAGCAGAGUUGAGCAAUUUCUGA
This is a messenger RNA of Parnassius apollo (apollo), 2094 nucleotides long. The record is from the annotation of a GenBank genome assembly. NCBI's taxonomy places the organism in Eukaryota, Metazoa, Arthropoda, Insecta, Lepidoptera, Papilionidae.